Messenger RNA from Folsomia candida, 1853 nucleotides. RefSeq names its product orphan steroid hormone receptor 2. Bases 450 to 1775 code for a protein of 441 amino acids. Gene Ontology annotation, biological process: anatomical structure development; cell differentiation; regulation of transcription by RNA polymerase II. NCBI's taxonomy places the organism in Eukaryota, Metazoa, Arthropoda, Collembola, Entomobryomorpha, Isotomidae. The transcript has 8 exons. Gene Ontology annotation, molecular function: zinc ion binding; RNA polymerase II cis-regulatory region sequence-specific DNA binding; nuclear receptor activity. The record is from RefSeq and is a predicted model, not a curated record.
GUUCCUGUGCUACCUAACUAAGGCAUUUACAAUGCAGGCACCAAGAAAGUCGAAAAAUUUCAUGUUCAUAUAUAUCUAUCAUUGAUAUAUGAACAUGAAAUUUUUCGAUUUUAGAAAACUAUGAUAUUAUAUCAUAGUUUUUAUAUAUUAUUUCAUUCUUUUACUUGAUAAAAAUUGAAAUAUGAUGUUAAAAUAAAAUUGUGACAUUAAUGAAUAGAGAAUUUUGGUAUGGUUUUAUCUGCACACUUUUUGCUGCUUGAUGGGUGGCAGCAGCCACCGCCUGCGCCUGACUCCCAGUGUCUCACCUCUCACCUUACUUCUUCAGCGCCUAAUUCACCAUUUUCACCGGGUCCACAACAAUAAAAACACAAAAACCAGCCGAGUUCAAAACACUGCGUUCUGUUCUGACCCUAAAAUUAAAAAUCUCAACUAAGUUCGAAUAUGCAAGGAUGGAAGUCGGGGAACCAAUAACUAUACAUUUUUCCAGUUUGUCCAGUUUGCUUGAUGCUGUGGACAACAAACCAUGGAUCACUUACCCGCUCGUUUGCGUCAUUUGUGGUGACCGUGGAACAGGUCGUCACUACGGGGCGAUAAGUUGUGAAGGAUGCAAAGGAUUUUUCAAGCGUUCGAUCCGUAAACAAUUACAAUAUUCAUGUUGUAAGGAUGGACAAUGCGAGGUGACAAAACCUCGCCAAUGCCAGUAUUGUCGAUUACAAAAAUGCCUUAAAAUGGGGAUGCUACCUCCAGCAGUUCAACUUGAGCGAAAUCCUUUGUCGAAGAGUCAAAUUCAAAAUUUGUCACCCAAUACGGAAGCUGAUUUUUCUCCAUCGUUCUUUAGAACCCUCGCUGGUGAGAGUUGCACAUCAGGUUAUCUUCUAUCCAACAUUGGUUCUCAAGAUGAUCAAGAAUUUAAUGACGUGGAUGAAAGCGAUUCGGUAGAUACAGAACUGGUGGCUACAGCGAUGGAAAUGAUGUCUAAUAUUUUAACUAAGAUUGAAGAAGAAAAGAUCUUGUCCAUUAUUCAUCUUGACCUGCAAGACGUUACUCCGGAAGAAUGGGUCAAAUUUGAGCUAGUGGACGCUUCGAAACUUCCCAAGAAUGAUUUCAUCACUCUGGAUUAUGUCUGCGAAACGUCGUCCCGACUAAUUCUCCUAUCGGUUCUUUGGGCGAGAACCCUUCCAGCAUUUCAAGCCUUGAAUCCUGAAGAACAGAUUUAUAUCAUGAAAUCUGCAUGGAGUGACCUAUUUGUUGUUGGUCUUUCUCAGUAUCCCAACAUUCUUCCACUAACUAGCGUUGUUAACGCCUUGUUCCCAUGCACACAGUCAAGCUGCAUUUCUUCCAAGUUAACUAUGAUAAUGGGAUAUGCAUCAAAACUACAAGUGUUCAUAGAAACUGUUCAAAAUCUCAACUUGGAUGCAUUUGAAUAUUCUGCUCUCAAAACUUUAGCCAUCUUUAGUGACGAUCGAUAUCCUCAACAGAAUGGAAUUAAUGAGAUCAGAAAGUUAGCCCUAAAACAGUUGCAAGUUCAUGUCGUGGCGAUGUCGGUUGGGAAUCCGGUCAACAAGGUCAACUCGAUUCUGCGCCUUCUCCCGCAUUUAAGACGGAUUGCCCCGGCUGGAAUUGAACAGAUAUUUUUUAGCAAGAUAUUGGGAAACGGAACAACAACUCUGGAACAUUUAAUUCCUUCAAUGAUGACGAUGAAAUCUGAUUUAUCCCUUCCAGGUGAGGAGCAGAAAGCAAAGUUUAAGAAAUUCAAAAAAAAUUUCAUCGACUAAUAACUGUGUAAUCUACGAGUUAACGCAACAUUAUGUUCAUGACAAACUAUUUUUUGAACCCUGUUAGAAUAUUGACAU